This is a messenger RNA of Caenorhabditis elegans, 1198 nucleotides long. RefSeq names its product Crinkler (CRN) family protein (gene F23A7.3). The record is from RefSeq and is marked reviewed. The transcript has 5 exons. The coding region runs from base 7 to 831 and encodes 274 amino acids. Lineage: Eukaryota; Metazoa; Nematoda; Chromadorea; Rhabditida; Rhabditidae.
CAAAAAAUGGUACGAAUCAUUUGCAAAAGAAAAACGGCCGAGGACAAGCCAAACGCAUUUGAAUUCAAAAAAGUCAACAAAGGUCUAACUUCUCCCAGUGAUGGCCCUUUUGUCAUAGCACAUUUUCCUAAAAACAUGAUUUGGGAAAUUGACCAAGAGACAUCAAACGAAAAGUACAUUGCGUAUUUCCCAACAAUAGUUUCUUCGCCCGAUACAAAGCGACUGAUGGAAAAUGAUCAGCUGAAAAUGUUGUAUGAGAAACUUCGCGAUCACAAAUCCGGCCCACUGAAAACACAGAUCGAUGGGACAAAUUUUGUGGCAGUUGAACAAGAUGCUGAGCCACACCAGAUCGAAUCGAUUCAAUUGCUACCAAAUGGCAAUCUGAAAUUAUAUUGGCCUGUUAUAUGUAGAGAUGAACUGGAAGAAGACACAAACAAAGAAUUUAAUGAAAUGAAAAAAGACCUUUACGAGACAAAACGCGAAUUAACAGAAGUUCGAAUAUCACUGAUGAAUUUGGAAGCGGAACACAGAACACUCCAAACUAACUGUAACAGAAAGGAUACCCAACUUUUCGAACGCCACGAGGAAAUCCAGCAACUCAAAGACCACAUUCAAUGGAAGUCAAAAGAUACUGAGGUGGCUGCCAAAAUGGUUUUCCAGAUGCAGAACAAGCAUAAGGAGGAAGUUGAAAAGUACACUUCAACGAUCUCGAAGUUGAAAGAGGAAGUUGUAGCCAAGGACAAAGAAAUUGUUGAGAACAAAACUGCUAAUGAUAAUAUGGUAUCUGCACUUUUGGGUUUGAUAAACAAGCAACGAAGAGUUGGGACCUAGAUUGCAUUGACGGAUGCACGUGUUUCCUGCGUAUUCAAUCAACAAAACCAAUCACACAAAAAUGCAAAAAUUUCUGGCAUUCAACUUUCAAACCGUCUUCUUCCAUUCCCUGAACAUGUUCCUCGCCCAUUUUAUUUUUAUUCACAACUCUCUUGCUGGAUAGGUCCGAACGUCGUCUAAUGUUAUUAACUUUUGUAUUAGAACAUGUCACUGCAACUUUUUUCGAACGAGGGCUGAGAAAAAAUGCGAAAAAUCGGUGUUUGCACACAAUACACCGCAUUUUACGACAUUUUCUACUUGCUUUCUUUUCUUGUGUUUUUUACCGAUUUUUCUUGUGUUUUCUUAUUAAAACUGAUAAAUACAUAUU